Messenger RNA from Heteronotia binoei (common prickly gecko), 1088 nucleotides. RefSeq names its product metallo-beta-lactamase domain containing 1 (gene MBLAC1). The record is from RefSeq and is a predicted model, not a curated record. The transcript has a single exon. The coding region runs from base 1 to 708 and encodes 235 amino acids. NCBI's taxonomy places the organism in Eukaryota, Metazoa, Chordata, Lepidosauria, Squamata, Gekkonidae.
AUGGAGCCGCCGCCCCGUGCCCGGACGGCCCCCCUGGCUGGGCCGCUCAUCCCCGGCUCCCCCUACUCGGUGCGGGUCCUGCAGGAGGGCUACGCCAGGGGGCUUCCCGACGGCGGCACCUGGGCCGACUGCACCAUCUCCCUGGUCCGGGGGGGGCCGCACCUCACCCUGGUGGACACCGGGGGGCCCUGGGGCCGGGAGCGCCUGCUGGCCCGCCUGGCGGAGCAGGGGGUCUCUCCCGGGGACGUGCGCCACGUGGUGUGCACCCACGGGCACUCGGACCACGUGGGCAACCUCAACCUCUUCCCGCACGCCGACCUGAUCGUGGGCACCGACCUCAGCCGGCCCGACGGACGCUACCUCCCCACCGGACUGCGCCAAGGCCUGCCCUACGUCCUGCAUGCCGGGCACCUGGAGGUGUUGCCCACCCCUGGCCACUCGGGGCACGACGUCAGCCUGAUGGUGCGGGGCACCAGCCUGGGCCACGUCUUGGUGGCCGGAGACCUCUUUGAGCGCCAGGGGGACGAGGGGGAGUGGCAGCCGCUGAGCCAAGACCCCUUGCGGCAGGAGGCCAGCCGGGCAUAUGCUUUGCGCAUAGCUGACGUGAUCGUGCCUGGCCACGGGGCGCCAUUCCAGGUCUUCAGAGAGGGGCACGGGGAGGAGCAGGGCGAUGCUGGCAGCCUCGGGGCAAAGAGCCAUGGACCAUAGCGUGGCUUUGUGGCAGAGGGCUGGGAUUCGUGACUCUCUAGGGGAUUGCCAGCCUUUCGGAGAGCAGGGCACAAGGGAGCGACCACAGCCACAGAAUGGAGCCAGUCACAGAAAGGCCAGUGACUUUGCAUCACCCCAAGUGGGACCCCGGCUUUAUGAGGCAAGAACAUCAUUGUUUUCAGUUACACCCUGAAAAUAGAAUCAUAUGUUGAUGCACCCCAGGAUGGCGCUUGCCUUUUUUGUUGCUGCAUCACACUGGCUGCUCACAUUUAAUUUAAGAUCUUGUUCACACGCAGUGCUGCCCAGAAGCGUAUCCCCAUCCAGUAUGUGUGUUGUUUAUGUAGAACUUGGCGCUUAUUAAAUUGCAUCUUGUUCACUUC